AUGGCCCCGAAGAAAGACACCGUGCUUAAAAGGCAUGAGCCUCCAGGCAACCUUCCUGACCUCACCGAGCCCAACAAGGAGAAGUGGUCCAAGGAAUUCAUUUCAACCUGGAUGCAGGGUGAAAUCGAUGCUGAUCCCAAAAUUGUCGGGAAAGGUCGUACCCCGUUGACUCAAUUCUUCGACGGUACCAAGACACCCUUUAAUCCAGACGAUUCGCCGAAAGCCGUCGAAUGGAAUGCAUUUCCUAAAGUGAUCAGAAAUUCAUAUCAGAGCGAUGCCGUGCGGUGGGCGAUUGCAGAUUCUUCUCGUGUAGUCCAGGACGAGUAUUUGGAGUGGUCUGUUAGUCGAGGCGCCAGAAAGUACACUGGGGACAUCCACAGUGUGACCUUUACCGCUGAGGGACCCGAGUAUUGGCAAUUCCUCGCUAGUUGCCAGAAAGCCGACUUUCUCAAGCUGAUGAAAGACCUCAACUCUGGGUUUGCCAGUGACAUGGUGGACAGUGAUUUCUUUCUGAAGGACUACGAGACAGGAAACGAAGUAUACAAUCCAGCAAAUGUCUGGAAUCUACUCAGUACCACAGGCGCAAUCGCUCACUUAAUCCAGCCGAACAACACACUGUCCGCCGAGGUUGACAUCGCUGCACAGGCUACCGUCAUCCGCAAGAAUGACAAGGGCAAGACAAUCACAGACGCGGAUGAGCUGAUCAACUGUUCCAAGUACGGUAACCCAGGCAGAAACUCCGAUCCAUCGAUCGGAGCGGCUAUCAACUCGCUCGCUCGAGACGGCGCAAAUCUCACCGUGGCCGAGCCGGUUGCGCUGUACAUCCGAGAUUUCGACACGAGAAGCUUUAAGUUCGACAUGAACGGUACAAACGACGGCGCCCCGACUGAUCUCAAGGAUAUUGAAAAUCCAGAUAAGGUCUUCCGGUGGCAGCGUGGCGAUAUAAAAACCAAAGCUGGUCUCAGGAUCAAGAUUGAGGUGCCCAAGGGCCUAAAAGACAACAACAAGCAACCACUUCUCGUCAGUCACAUUUAUGACACCAACAAAAACUUGCAUAUCAAGUACGGGGCUCAAUUUGCCGACUACUUCACUAUGGGAGUCAGUGCCAUGGGUAUCGAUGGCACCACUGCCCAACCGCAAAACUGCUACGACCCUUCUAGCCAGACCGCUGGUUCUGUCAAGCCGUCUUGUGCGGAGUUCGAUGGCUUUGCUCAUCCUGGCUUAGCUGGUGCGCCUGGUUCGUCUCGUGCGUAG
This is a messenger RNA of Penicillium canescens, 1254 nucleotides long. RefSeq lists its product as uncharacterized. NCBI's taxonomy places the organism in Eukaryota, Fungi, Ascomycota, Eurotiomycetes, Eurotiales, Aspergillaceae. Bases 1 to 1254 code for a protein of 417 amino acids. The record is from RefSeq and is a predicted model, not a curated record. The transcript has 4 exons.